AUGUCGCCGAGGCUGAAUAGCUUUGCUCGGCCCCUCUCUAAUUGCCACUUUCAGGCAGAUGUUUGGAUCGGGAUGGAGGCGGCCUCAUAUGGGACAAUGGAAAGGGCCAUGGUUGGCUCUGCGGAGAGCGCGCACGACGGCGAACUCCCAGACGGCGCAUUGCUCGAAACGGUAGUCUAA
Trichoderma atroviride IMI 206040 is the source of this 180-nucleotide messenger RNA. NCBI's taxonomy places the organism in Eukaryota, Fungi, Ascomycota, Sordariomycetes, Hypocreales, Hypocreaceae. The record is from RefSeq and is a predicted model, not a curated record.